AUGUCACUUUUAAAGGAUUCUACAGUAGCAGUUAUUACCGGGACGUCUUCUAAUUUGGGGUUCAAUAUUGCAGUUCGUUUGUUAGAGGGACUUCCAGACAACAAGGAAAUCACUCUUGUUGUGACUUCGAGAACAUUGCCAAAAGUGAAAGAAGUGAUUUCUGAUAUCAAAAAGUACAUUGUUGAAAAGAUUCCCACCAAAGUGAACAAGGUUGAAUUUGAUUAUUUGUUGGUGGAUUUUACUGAUAUGGUAUCAAUUUUAUCGGCAUAUUAUGACUUGAAUAAGCGAUACAGGCAUAUUGAUUAUUUAUUUAUCAACGCUGCCCAAGGUGUUUAUGGUGGCAUAGACUGGAUUGGUGCUGUUCUUGAGGUUUUGCAGAGCCCAAUUGAGGCGGUCACUAAUCCAACAUACAAAUUACAAAAGGUUGGAGUAGAAAGUGGUGAUAAAUUGGGAUUAGUCUUUCAAGCAAAUGUCUUUGGACCAUAUUAUUUUAUCCACAGAAUCAAACAUUUAUUGCAAAAAGGGGGGAAAAUAGUAUGGAUAAGUUCAUUGAUGUCAAGUCCAAAGUAUUUGUCUUUCAAUGACUUACAACUAUUGAGAUCACCAGCAAGUUAUGAAGGUUCAAAAAGAUUGGUUGACUUGAUGCAUUUUGGAACUUACAACAAACUAGAAAAAGAAUAUGAAAUCAAACAAUAUUUAGUUCAUCCUGGGAUAUUUACAAGCUUUUCUUUUUUCCAAUAUUUGAACGUUUUCACAUACUAUGGGAUGCUAUUUUUGUUCUACCUUGCAAGAUUUUUGGGAUCCCCAUAUCAUAAUAUUUCUGGGUAUAUUGCUGCUAAUGCUCCUGUUGCUGUUGCUUUAGGUCAAACUAAACAAAACUUCAAAAUCGCUUCUGCUUGUACUAGAUCUGGUAAAGAAUAUUUGUUAGAGGAAGAGAUUGAUAGCACUGGCCUGGAAGACGUUGUACUGUAUUUGGACACACUUACCAAAGAAUGGGAUGAGAAGUUAAAGGAUCAAAUAGUAAAUACACGUCAACCUUGA
Molecule: messenger RNA, 1041 nt
Organism: Candida dubliniensis CD36
Lineage: Eukaryota; Fungi; Ascomycota; Pichiomycetes; Serinales; Debaryomycetaceae
Gene: ERG27
Product: 3-keto-steroid reductase
Exons: 1
Coding region: 1-1041 (346 amino acids)
Biological process (GO): ergosterol biosynthetic process
Cellular component (GO): lipid droplet; endoplasmic reticulum membrane; mitochondrial outer membrane
Molecular function (GO): 3-beta-hydroxysteroid 3-dehydrogenase (NADP+) activity
Source: RefSeq, a predicted model, not a curated record